UGGCCAUGACGUAUGGUGAAAACUGUACACUCAAGUGUGGACAUUGUCUGACCGGAUCAGGAUGUGACUCUGUUAGCGGAACAUGCACAGAGGGUUGUGACCUGGGAUAUCAAGGAUUUUACUGCAACGAAACUUGCGAUAACAAAACCUUUGGGGGAAACUGCAGUGAAAUAUGUGGCCAUUGUCGUAAUGAUACAGUUUGUGAUCCGGUCAGCGGAUCCUGUGACUCUGGCUGUGAACCUGGGUAUAAAGGAUUGACCUGCACUGAGACUUGUGGACUUUGUCGUAACAACACUUACUGUGAUCAGUUCAGCGGAUCCUGUGACUCCGGUUGUGAACCUGGGUAUAAAGGAUUGACCUGCACUGAUACAUGUGGACUUUGUCGUGAGAACACUGACUGUGAUCAGUUCAAUGGGACGUGUCUAAAUGGGUGUCAGGACGGAUACCAAGGAGAAAUCUGCAAUGAAACAUGUGAUAUCAAUUAUUAUGGAGAAGACUGCAAUUUGACAUGUAUCGAACACUGCGCAGAAUCUUCACUUAUGUCUGCUUGUCAUCACGUGACGGGUGAAUGUCUGAUUGGUUGCAAGGAUGGCUGGAUAGGGAAAAAUUGUGAUACAGCUUGUUCUAAUGGAACUUUUGGACAGAACUGUGCUUGGAAAUGUAAUGAACGGUGCGCAGGUGAAUCACAGAAGUGUGACCCACGUGACGGAUUGUGUAUAAAUGGUUGUAUACCUGGGUUUGGCGGAUCGCAUUGUAACAUGUACUGUGACAAAGGAAGUUAUGGCGAGAGAUGCAGGAAUUUGUGCGGAAAAUGUUUUUUAAAAGAUUGCAAUCAUAUAACGGGACAUUGUGAUCAUUCGGAACCCCUCUGUGAGGAUGGAUAUAGGGGAGAAAAAUGUGAUACAGAAUGCGAACCUUGUACAUUUGGUCAUGACUGUCGGCAUAACUGUAGUGAUUGGUGUUUCGAAGGCAUAUGUAUAUGGGAAUCAAAAGACAUAAAAAAUGAUACCUCACGGAAAGACAGCAAAGAGUUGUUUAAAGACUUUUUACCGAUCUUUGGUGGUGCGAUGUCUGCAUUCGUUGUAGUUCUGACAAUAAUAACAGCCUACGGAGCAGGCAGAUGUUGUACAGGACCAAAAAGAAGAAAACAUAAACGACGAAGUCAGUGUAGUACAUUAGCAGUAGAAAUGUCAGACGACACAUUUAACAUGUUAGAUUUCUCAGGAUCAAGAAGAUCUCAUACAACGGAGAUUCCAGUAAAAUGUUUCCAAAGAAUUGUUGCAGAGAAGACCUCAGAAGACUGUUCAAUAUUAAGAACUGAGUUCUCGUAUCUUAAUGCCGGCAUACAACGUGAUCAAAAAAACAUGACAGACAGUGACCAGAAAAAAAGAUUCUCUAGAUUUUCUAGAUUUUCUAGAUUUUCCAGAUAUUCUAUGAUGUCUUUUUCAGAGGAUUAUUACAAAGUGUUAUUGCCAAGUGAUACUUCUAAUGGGGAAGUCCUGAAUGCCAACUAUAUUAAGAAUGUAGAAGGCAAACUAGCAUACAUUGCAGCAGAAGUGAGUCAUACCACAGCAGUUUGGGAAAUGGUUUGGAUGAAAAACGUCUCCAAAAUUGUUAUCUUCUCCAGAGGACAUGACUGCAAGAGUGAUUGGGCUCCAAACUGGCCAGAAGUAGGUGAGACUCAGACAUUUCAAACUUAUGCUGUGGCAACAAAGGAGAAGCGGGACUAUGCUUGUUAUUCUCUAUACUUUCUGACACUGCAAAAGGAAAAGUUGAAUAGAGAGAUACGUCUUUUCCACUACAAUUCAUGGCCAAAAGAUGAUGACGUCAUACCAACGGACUUCAUAAACUUUUAUUUCCGGGUCAUCCAUUUUCCAGUCACUUCUUCCAGCAUCAAUGGCCCAUUGCUGGUGCAGUGCAGUGAUGGACUUGGAAGGACAGGCGUAUACAUAGCUUUGGAUGCCCUUUAUAACCGAGGACUCGGCAACAAAAAGAUAAAUGUCCUGCAAUAUGUACAGACGAUGAGACGAUGCAGGCAAAAUAUGCUACAGUCUUUUACACAAUACGUUGUGCUUCAUCGUCUUUUGGCUGAGGCUUUUCUGAACACUUACAACCCCCUCCCGCGGAAGUAUUAUAUGCUGGAAAACGAGGACAAUGAUGCAGUAUCCCAUAUGUUUUCUGUGAUUGAAAGGAAUAGACCGACAUAUAAGCUGAAUGACUAUUCAAAAGCCUUUAGAAAUAUGGACUUGGUUUCAAAUAUAAAUGUUCUGCCGUUGGAUAGAUUUUAUUUCUCUCUUGGGGAUGAAUUGGAAAGUGACAAACCUUUGUUCACAAAUUCUAUUACUGUUCCGUCCUAUCUUUCCCAGGACAGAUUCAUUAUAUCACAGCUACCCCUUACGUUCAGCACAGACAACACAAUUGCAGUGAUUUCAAAGAUGCCUUGCCGCGUUAUUGUAUUGAUAGGGUCACGUGAGGAGACAGAGGAAGUGACACAGAGACUUUUAGAUGGAAUCUCGACACACGCUGAUGAAGACACGCAUAAAGAUUUAAAUAAAACUUCCAUCACAGAAACCCUUUGUCAUACCGAACUUCUAAUUCAAAAUAAGGAGAAAAGCAUUGACCAUUCUCUCUCUAUUUGCGAAAUGUCAUCGUGGCCAAUCAAAUACCGGAAUAUCGGGGCCUAUACUGAUAUGCUGAAAGUUUUGACAAUAAUUCUAGAAACAGAUCCAGCGUUACCAAUUAUUUUACUAAGUGGGGAUGGCGCCAGUGGGUGUGAGGUGUUGUGUACGGUACAUAAUUGUUUGGAACAAGUAUUUCUAGAUGACGAAGUGGAUGUUUCCGCAAGGAUACAUCAGCUCCAAACCAGAAGACCAGAAUUCAUAUCAACCAAGGAAGACCUUAAAUUAAGCUUGGAUGUGUUUCGUAAAUGUCUUUGCAACAUUAAAAAAGAAUCAGUACGUGUAAUCUGUGACAAAAUGAAGAAAGAUUUGCUGAAUUGAAGGUGUCUACAGUGUAAUCACCAAAUUGUGCAAAUUCUGAAACUUCGCAGAAAAAAAUAUGCAUGUUGCUUUCAAAAGCAUACUUAAUUGCUUUAAAACUGAGGAGGAAUACAGGAAAUGAAAGAAAUUAGUAACAUGUAAUUAUUUGAUAUGUUUAUGAUUUUCUUGUCACCGUUGUUUAAGCGUACUUUAUUAACCACUACUGAACGCGUGUAACCACUAUUAGAUAAAAACAUUUUUGUGAAAAGAGAGUUUAGGUAUUCAUCAAUAUUAUGUUUUUGUUUUGUAGUUGCUUCUCAGUAAGUUUUCUGGGUUUGUUCAAAUAUUCUAUCUAAAUGACUCAAAGCAAUACGUAUUUAUUUUCACCUUAAAAUAUGCAUUACUAGUAUUCUUUAUAAAAAUAAAUGUUCCUUUUCAUAAAUAUGAAUAUUUUAUUUAUUCAAGAGUAAAAUAGAAUAGCACAAUACAAUACAGAUGACAUGAAAUUUAAAGCACUACGAUCCACCGUGGCAUGCUGCUGUUUCUAACGAAGUCUGAAUAUCGUGAAGCAAUGAAAAGUCGCCGACAAGGAUCGGAGAACCAUUAGAGGAGAUCGCCUUCAACUCCGAAUUAUCAACCUGUAGUUGACAAAAAAUGAACCAAUUCAAUUGUGACAUUUAACUGUAAAGUACUCAAAACGAUUUAUGGUUUUUAAACCGGAUACCUGCUCAGCGGGUUGGCUGAUUAUGAACAGAAUUCCUGGCAUUGUAAUAUUUAUAUACAGUUUUACAAAAGUUAUAUAAUUAUAAAAUACAAGAAAAAUCUA
Saccostrea echinata is the source of this 3804-nucleotide messenger RNA. Its product is annotated as receptor-type tyrosine-protein phosphatase C-like. Gene Ontology annotation, biological process: protein dephosphorylation. Bases 6 to 2999 code for a protein of 997 amino acids. Gene Ontology annotation, molecular function: scavenger receptor activity; protein tyrosine phosphatase activity. The record is from RefSeq and is a predicted model, not a curated record. Lineage: Eukaryota; Metazoa; Mollusca; Bivalvia; Ostreida; Ostreidae. The transcript has 23 exons.